This is a messenger RNA of Magallana angulata, 1995 nucleotides long. Its product is annotated as E3 ubiquitin-protein ligase TRIM17-like. NCBI's taxonomy places the organism in Eukaryota, Metazoa, Mollusca, Bivalvia, Ostreida, Ostreidae. The coding region runs from base 223 to 1926 and encodes 567 amino acids. The transcript has 2 exons. Gene Ontology annotation, molecular function: zinc ion binding; protein binding. The record is from RefSeq and is a predicted model, not a curated record.
UUUUGAAGUCUGGUUGUUUUUUGGACUUGGUUGUACGAGCAAAUAUCGACUGAGAGACGUCCUUCGUUGGUUGGUGGAGUACGUCUUUUAUUUAAAAAAUAUUAUCGACCAUGGCCCACAUUUUGUGUUUUAAAAAAUAAUCCCAAGUAAAUUUCUUCAGAUAACCAAGGGAGAGUCGUCGACAUUGAAGUUGUAUAGAGCAUAUGAUUAAACUGCUUGAGCAUGGACGCGAAUGUAGACCAGGAUGUGUUAUUGUGUAGUCUUUGUGACACUCAUGACCCUCCUAUGUACUGUGACAUUUGUCACACACAUCUGUGUAAGGCCUGUGUGGGGGAACAUCUCUCUGACGAAUCUAAAGAACACAAAGUUGUGUCCUUUAAGAAAAGAGGAUCUACUACAAGAUGUCCAAAACAUUCCUCAAAACAAUGCGAACUUUACUGUCAAAAUUGUGACAUUCCUAUUUGUGCAGUGUGUGCUUCCUCUAAAGAACACCAAGGUCACAAAUUUAUUGAAAUAUUGAAAAGCAUUGCCUACAAAAAAGAAGGAAUUAAAAAAGAUUUACAAGAACUAGAAAAAUUCAUUUUUCCAAAGUAUCAAGAAAUUGCAUCAAACAUCUCUGCUCAAAAAGCCGAUCUAAAUGAAAACUCUCAAGAAUUGACAACAACUAUCGAUGAACAUGGAGAAGACUUGCACAGAGAAAUAGACACCAUUAUUCAGAAACUGAAACUAGAUCUAAAAGAAAUGGACUCCAAAAGCCUGACUGUCCUAAAUAAAAGGGAAGAUGAAAUCACUCACACUGUUUCUGAAAUCAUCCAUUGUAUUUUAGAAUUGAAGAAAUUAAUGAACUCCAAUGACGUCAGUCAACUCUCUGCCUACAAGUCCAGGAAUACUGGAUUUAGAAGAUUGCCUCCUAAACUCACAGUUUCCUUACCAAGUUUUACUCCUUCUGAGAUAAACAAAGAACAACUUAUUCAACAGUUUGGUUCUCUCUCAGCUUCAUCUGUCAAAACGGACGAACAUGGCUAUACAUUGGAUUUUCCAGGUGAUGAAUCUACUUCCGUUGACAAAACACUUAUUGAUGCACCAAAGGUCAUCGCAGAUAUAAACACCGAAUAUAGCGACCGUACUCUGCGCAGUGUGUCUUGUAGGAGUGAUGAAGAAAUAUGGACAUGUGGUGAGGACAAAAUCAUGAGACUGUAUAGCCUCAAAGGGGACCUAUUAAAGUCAGUCAAAACCAGAUCCGGGGACAAUCCAUACGACAUAGCGGUGAAUAGGAAUGGGGAUCUAGUUUAUACAGAUUACAAGGAUAGCACUGUGAACAUAAUGAAGAAUAAACAAAUAGAGACAGUGAUCAGACUGAAAGGGUGGAGUCCUUGUAAUAUCUGUAUUACCUCCUCGGGCAACCUCCUGAUUGUCUUGAUCAGUGACGAUGUAAAACAAACAAAAGUCGUGCGUUACUCUGGCUCAGUUAGAAAGCAAAUCAUUCAAUAUAACAGCAAAGGCAAACCGCUCUAUUCAUCUGAUCUGUACACAAAAUACAUCGCCGAGAACGGGAACCUAGAUAUCUGCGUGUCCGACCAUGGAGCUCAGGCCGUAGUGGUGGUCAAUCAAGACGGUAACUUCAGGUUUACCUACACUGGUCCUCCCUCCACUACCGAUGAACCAUUUAAUCCAGUUGGCAUCGCCACCGACAGACAGAGUCGGAUCCUGACAGCAGACCCUAACAACAAUCGUAUUCACAUUCUAGAUCAAGACGGAAAGCUCCUCCGCUACAUUGACAGCUGCCAUUUACGAGGUCCAUGGGGAUUAUGCGUUGAUAGCCAAGACGAUGUCAUCGUGGCUGAAUUACCGACAAGUCAAGUUAAGAAAAUCCUGUAUAUAGAGAACCAACUGUGCUUAUCAGACAUUAUUUAUGCCCGUCAAUAAACACAUACUUGUAUAUCUAUUACAUGUUGACGUAUUGGAUACGCAUAAAAUACAUGUGUGUGCAGACAA